This is a messenger RNA of Salvelinus sp. IW2-2015, 609 nucleotides long. RefSeq names its product protein phosphatase 1 regulatory subunit 1B. Gene Ontology annotation, molecular function: protein phosphatase inhibitor activity. The record is from RefSeq and is a predicted model, not a curated record. NCBI's taxonomy places the organism in Eukaryota, Metazoa, Chordata, Actinopteri, Salmoniformes, Salmonidae. Gene Ontology annotation, biological process: intracellular signal transduction. Gene Ontology annotation, cellular component: cytoplasm.
AGGCGGAGACCAACACCCGCUACGCUAUUCCGUUUGACAGACCAACCGUCUCCUGAGGAGGAAAACGACAAUCACCAGUGGGUCAUUGGGGAAAAUGGCGUCCUCACCAAGAAAAUCAAUGCGCAUGUGUACCAGCCUCCAUCACUCAAAGCCGUACAGAGGAUGGCGCAAGCCCGCAUGAAGUCUCUGGGAACCUGUGGCCCCGAAGAGACAGAUGACUUCUCUGGGGAGGAAAGCGUGGACUGUGAGGAGAGCCUGGAUAUAUCCCCUGUCUCCACCACUGGGUCAAGGGUCAAUUCAGAGGGAAGAAUUGCCCACUUUCUUCACCUGAGAGUCCCACACGGAGAGGAGGAAGAGGAGCGUGAUGACGAGGAGAAGAGGGAAAAAGGUGGACCAAGGAGGACAAAGAAGAAGGGAGAAUAACAGAGCGCUGUGUGUUACAGAGAGGAGAUUCAGAUUCUGUGGCAAAAGAUGAUUGACGAUCCAGAGUGAUGUUUCCUAAUUAUUAUAUAAAGAGCGUGGAGAAAAUAURGAAAUACGUGUGCAUGCGUGCGUGCGUUUGUGCAGUUGUGUGUGUGCUUGCUUGCAUUCAUGUGUGUGUGUGUGUCA